Molecule: messenger RNA, 720 nt
Organism: Mustela erminea (ermine)
Lineage: Eukaryota; Metazoa; Chordata; Mammalia; Carnivora; Mustelidae
Gene: SNRPD3
Product: small nuclear ribonucleoprotein D3 polypeptide
Exons: 4
Coding region: 184-564 (126 amino acids)
Biological process (GO): spliceosomal snRNP assembly; RNA processing
Cellular component (GO): U5 snRNP; U12-type spliceosomal complex; U2 snRNP
Molecular function (GO): RNA binding
Source: RefSeq, a predicted model, not a curated record
CCGCGCUCACCACUAAGAAAAGGAAGGGGCCGGGUCCUGCGCGCAGCAUUUUGGGAACGCGUGGUAUUCUGGGAGCGCGAGACCCGCCAUUCGCUUGGCUCACGCCUUUGCAGUCGCUGGAGUUGCCGCUGCACCGGAAAGGGAGAGUAGGCCGGAGCCAGUGAGAACUCUUUUCCUGCCAAGAUGUCUAUUGGUGUGCCGAUUAAAGUCCUACAUGAGGCUGAGGGUCACAUCGUGACAUGUGAGACAAACACUGGUGAGGUGUAUCGUGGGAAACUCAUUGAGGCGGAGGACAACAUGAACUGCCAGAUGUCCAACAUCACAGUCACAUACAGAGAUGGCCGAGUGGCACAGCUGGAACAGGUGUACAUCCGUGGCAGCAAGAUCCGUUUUCUCAUUUUGCCUGACAUGCUGAAAAAUGCGCCCAUGUUAAAGAGCAUGAAAAAUAAAAACCAAGGCUCAGGGGCUGGCCGGGGAAAAGCUGCUAUUCUGAAGGCCCAAGUGGCUGCAAGAGGAAGAGGACGUGGAAUGGGGCGUGGAAACAUCUUCCAGAAGAGAAGAUAAAUUUAUCUGUUGAACAGAACUUUGCCGUUAUUUUUUCUUUUAGGUUAUCUGUGUUCAGGGGGGGGUGUGCUUAUGUAUAUGUUCUGGCUUUUCUUUUGACAUCUUUCUCUUUAGAUCAGGGGAAAUGUUAAACUAAAUAAAUAUGGUGGUCCUUUU